AUGAAGGUGUUCACUGUGAAGGAUCUGCACCAGAAUAUAGAGCAUGGGAUCUGCAUCGAAGGAGCAGAGGUGGAGGAGAAGACGUGUGGUGACGGCCCUGGUCUGGAGGCCAUGUUAGAGGAUGAUAAACACCUCCUGAACAUCGUCCUCGACAUCAAGCAAUCGCUCCAGUUUGCGUUUGACUCGGCCAGCGUGUACGCGCGCACCUUCGAGAGCUUCCGCGUCUUCUACAGAGAGAAUGAGAGUCUGGACCUGGACGCGCUCAGAGAUCAAGAUCACGGAGUGGCGUUCUUCGCUGAGAGUCUGGAGAAGUACCACGGCGAACAUAAAGAGGCCCUGGCCAUCAAACAGAAGAGACACCUGGGCCUGCUGCUGGUAGACACCACUCUGCUGAAAGGGAAGCUCAUUCCCUCACCACUACGUUGUCUGGAGGCCAUCAAUGACAUGCUCCCCCUGCUGGCCAAGAGAAAGAUCGACGCCAUCAUCGCUGAGGCGCAGGAUGCCCAGUUCAAACUGGAGUUCAUCCCCUCUGCAACUACAGAGUUCGUCAACUCCCUCACCUUCCUAGAGGAGAUACAGGAGCGGAUGGAGUGGUUGGACGAGCAGACGGAGACCGUGUCCCAGAUGUACAAGCUGAUAGACUCCUACUCCGUGCCCAGCCCUCCUGAGGACUUUGCCGUCUACGCCACCCUGAAACCCUCAGUCACCGCCGUACGCAACGCCAUCGACAAGGCCGUGGGAGAGAAGGACGCCAACGUGGACAAGUUCUGUAUCCACCUCCAACGGGACAUCACCGACCUCAACAAGGAGGUCAAGAGGGUCAAACAGCAGGCUCAGAACAAUCAGAUCAUGGACAUCAACGCUGAGCGUCCCAAGGUCCGUCUGCUGCUGGAGGAGGUCCAGGUCUCCAUAGACGAGCUGCAGACCCAGGCCUUCCAGUACAAGUCUUUCCAGAAGAACUUCAAGGUGGAGGUGACUAAGUACGAGGCGUUAGAGGAGCUGAGUGCGGAGGUGAAACUGAAACAGCUGCUGUGGGACUCUCUGGAGGAGUGGGACGCCCUGCAGGCCGGCUGGAUGGAGUGUAAGUUUGAGGAGUUGGACCCAGAGACUCUGAGUGCCCAGGUCAAUAAGUAUGCCAAGUGUGUGAACCAGCUGGAGAAAGGCCUGCCACCCAACAGUGUGGUUCCACGACUCAAAGAGCACGUUGAGGGCAUGAGGGAGAAGCUGCCAGUGAUCACAGACCUGCGUAACCCGUGUCUAAAGGGCAGGCACUGGGAGAUUCUGGAGGCCAUCAUAGAGGCCAGUCUCCUGGAGGAACCUCAAACUCUGGCCUCUCUAGAGGAACUCAACAUCUUCAGCUACAGCGAAGCGAUACAGGAGGUGUCAGGACAGGCUUCAGGAGAGGCAUCACUGGAGACCAUCCUUAAAAAGGUUGAGGAUUCCUGGAAGACCACGGAGUUUCCGGUUCUCUCCCACCGGGAGUCUAAAGACCUGUUCAUCCUGGGAGGAACUGAUGACAUUCAGGUGCUGCUGGAUGACAGUACCAUCAACAUGGCCACGGUGGCGUCCUCUCGCUACGUCGGCCCCAUCAAGACCAGAGUAGACGAGUGGCAGAGGCAGCUAAACCUCUUCAGCCAGACACUGGAAGAGUGGCUGACGUGUCAGCGUAACUGGCUGUACCUGGAGAGUAUCUUCAGUGCGCCAGACAUCCAGAGACAGCUUCCUGCUGAGGCCAAGAUGUUCCUCCAGGUGGACAAGUCCUGGAAGGAGAUUAUGAGGAAGGUCAACAGGCUUCCCAAUGCUCUGAGGGCUGCUACACAGCCAGGUCUGCUGGAGAUGUUCCAGAACAACAACGCCCUACUAGACCAGAUCCAGAAGUGUCUGGAGGCCUACCUGGAGUCCAAGAGAGUCAUCUUCCCCAGGUUCUACUUCCUGUCCAACGAUGAGCUCCUGGAGAUCUUGGCUCAGACCAGGAACCCCCAGGCCGUUCAGCCCCACCUCAGGAAGUGUUUUGAUGCUAUCGCCCGCCUGGAGUUCGCCCUGCUGCCCCCUCCGCCCCCCGGCGCCAUGACAACGCAGCCUGCAGACGGAGAGCAGGAGAAGGUCUACAGCAACGACAUUCUGGCCAUGGUUUCACCUGAAGGAGAGAAGGUGGGCCUGGCUAAAGGUCUGAAGGCGCGUGGUAACGUAGAGGACUGGCUGGGGAAAGUAGAGGAGGCCAUGUUCUCUUCCCUCCGUCGCCUCAGCAAGGCCUCCAUCGCUGACUACCAGAGCAAAGAACGAGAGGAGUGGGUGGUGGCUGGACACCCCUCACAGGUGGUGCUAACCAUCAGUCAGUUGAUGUGGUGCAGAGACCUGGAUGGCUGUCUGGAGGGAGACCACGACCACUUCAUGGCCCUGCAGGACUUUGAAUAUGUCAACAUUGAUAGGCUGAAUGCCCUGGCAGCCCUGGUUCGAGGCCAACUCCCCAACCUGCACCGUAACAUCAUCACAGCUCUCAUCACUGUAGACGUGCAUGCCAGGGACAUUGUCACAGACCUCGUGGCCCGGAAGGUUGACUCCAGCAGUAACUUUGAGUGGCAGAGGCAGCUGCGUUACUACUGGGACUUGGAUCUAGAUAACUGUGUGGCCAGGAUGGCUCUGUCCACCUACAUCUAUGGAUAUGAAUACCUGGGGGCCUGCCCUCGCCUCGUCAUCACCCCACUCACGGAUCGUUGCUACCUGUGUCUGAUGGGGGCUCUUCAGUUAGACCUUGGUGGGGCUCCAGCAGGACCAGCUGGUACAGGGAAGACGGAGACCACUAAGGACCUGGCCAAGGCUCUGUCCAUCCAGUGUGUUGUCUUCAACUGUUCUGAUGGUCUGGACUACAAGAUGAUGGGGAAGUUCUUCAGUGGUCUGGCCCAAUCAGGGGCCUGGUGCUGUUUUGAUGAGUUUAACCGCAUCGACAUCGAGGUGCUGUCUGUCAUCGCCCAGCAACUCAUUACUAUCCGCAAUGCCAAGAUGGCCAAGCUGUCCAGGUUCAUGUUUGAGGGCAGAGAGAUCAAGCUGGUGAUGACAUGUGCUGCCUUCAUCACUAUGAACCCAGGCUACGCUGGACGCACUGAGCUCCCUGACAACCUCAAAGCCCUGUUCAGACCCAUAGCCAUGAUGGUGCCCAACUAUGCCCUGAUCGCUGAGGUGAUCCUCUACUCUGAGGGUUUUGAGUCCAGUAAGACGCUGGCCCGUAAGAUGACCCAGAUGUACAAGCUGUGUUCUGAGCAGCUUUCUCAACAGGACCACUACGACUUCGGCAUGAGGGCCGUCAAGUCUGUCCUCGUCAUGGCAGGCUCUCUGAAGAGAGAGAACCCCCACCUGAGUGAAGACGUGGUUCUGAUCAGGGCUCUGAGAGACUCCAAUCUGCCCAAGUUCCUCACAGACGAUGCCGCGCUCUUUGGUGGCAUCAUGUCUGACCUGUUCCCUGGCGUGUCCAUCCCUGAACAUGACUACGGUGUUCUCCAAACCACCAUCCUGGAGUCUCUAGUGAAACGCAACCUGCAGCCCCUACCCAGCAUGACCAACAAGGUUAUCCAGCUGUAUGAGACCAUGAUAGUACGUCACGGUGUGAUGUUGGUGGGUCCUACAGGUGGAGGGAAGACCACGGUCUACACCAUCCUGUCUGAUACCUUAGAUACCCUGUGGCAGGCUGGCCACGGGAAACACAACCCCUUCUACCUCCCUGUCAAGACAUACGUCCUCAACCCCAAGUCUGUCACCAUGGGAGAGCUCUACGGAGAGGUGAACAUAUUGACCCUGGAGUGGCGUGACGGCCUGAUGGCGCUCAGCGUGCGAGCGGCCUGCAACGACACCAGCGAUGACCACAAGUGGAUCGUGUCGGACGGUCCGGUGGACGCGCUGUGGAUUGAGAACAUGAACACGGUCCUGGACGAUAACAAGAUGCUGUGUCUGGCCAACAGUGAACGCAUCAAACUGACCCCGUCUAUACACAUGGUGUUUGAGGUCCAGGACUUAUCGGUGGCGUCCCCAGCCACGGUGAGUCGCUGUGGGAUGGUCUACAUCGACUCUAACGAACUCAAAUGGAUGCCCUAUGUCCAGACCUGGAUCACUGGCCUGGCUAAAAAGCUCCCUGAAGCGGUGUGUGUGUACCUGUUGGCGUUGUUUGAGCAGUACGUGGAGAAGGGUCUUCAGUUUGUGUGGAAGCGUUGUGUUCAGGCCAUGGGCCAGGUGGACAUCAGUAAGGUCACUACCCUCUGCUGCCUGUUGGAGGCGCUGCUGCUGGGAGACGGAAGACCAGACCUCAAGAUGGAAGCUAAGCAUCUGAACAGUGUGUUGUGUCAGACGUUUGUGUUCUGCUACCUGUGGUCUGUGGGGGGUAACCUGACUGACAGCCACUGGGAUGCCUUCGACAGCUUCGUCAGACAACAGUUUGAAGACAAUAAUGACGCCAAGCUGCCCAGCUCGGGGGACCUGUGGAGUGUGUUCAUGGACUUCAACCACAAGCGUCUGGAGCCGUGGGAGAGGAUCAUCCCCUCCUUUAGGUACAACAAGGAACUGCCCUUCUUUGAGAUGUUGGUUCCCACCACCGACACGGUGCGUUAUGGCUUCCUGAUGGAGAAACUGCUGUCUGUAGGACACUCUGUUCUCUUCACCGGCAUCACCGGAGUAGGAAAGUCUGUGGUGGCCCGUGGUCUUCUGAACAGUGUCCAGGAGAAGGGAGGCUAUGUUCCCGUCUAUAUCAACUUCUCAGCCCAGACCACCUCGGCCAGAACACAGGAGAUGAUCGAGUCCAAACUGGAGAAGAAGAGGAAGAACAUUCUGGGUGCUCCUGGUAACAGAAAGAUAGUGAUCUUUGUGGAUGAUCUGAACAUGCCUAAGUUGGACACCUACGGCUCCCAGCCUCCAAUAGAACUGCUCAGACAGUUCCAGGACUUCCACGGCUUCUACGACCGAGAGAAGUUCUUCUGGAAGGAGAUCCAGGACAUGACGAUCGCGGCGGCCUGCGCUCCGCCAGGAGGGGGCCGUAACCCGGUGACCCCUCGUUUCAUCCGCCACUUCAGCAUGCUGUGUCUGCCCACUCCCUCCGAACACAGCCUCAAACAGAUCUUCAAUGCCAUCCUCAGUGGUUUCCUCAGUGAGUUCCCCCAGGCGGUGAGGUCUUCAGCAGGCAGCAUCGUAGACGCAGCAGUAGAGAUCUACCACCGCAUGUCUGUAGACCUCCUGCCUACACCAGCCAAGUCCCACUACGUCUUCAACCUCAGGGACCUCUCCAAGUGUGUCCAGGGUAUGUUGCAGUGUGAGCCAGGCACGGUGAGAGAUCAGACUGGGAUAUUCCGUCUGUUCUGUCACGAGUGUCAGAGAGUUUUCCACGACCGCCUCAUCAACAACGAAGACAAAACCUACUUCAACACCAUCGUCUCUGAGAUGGCCAGCAAAUAUUUUGGCUUCAAUUUAGAACCCAAUUACUUUGUGACCAAACCCAUCAUAUUUGGAGAUUUCAUCAAGGUGGGUGCAGAGAAGGCAGAUCGUCUGUAUGAGGACCUAACAGAGCCAGAUAAGAUCAGGGCUGUGCUCCAGGACUACCUGGAUGACUACAACAUGACCUUCUCCAAGGAGACCAAGCUAGUGUUCUUCCAGGACGCUGUAGAACACGUCUCCAGGAUAGCGCGUAUGAUCCGCCAGGAGCGUGGUAACGCCCUAUUGGUGGGUGUGGGGGGCACGGGGAAACAGUCACUGACGCGGCUGGCGGCCCACAUGUGCGGCAUGCGCUGCUUCCAGAUAGAACUGAGCCGAGGAUACAACUACGACAGCUUCCAUGAAGACCUGAGACGACUGUUCAAGAUGGCUGGGGUGGAGGGCAAGGACAUGGUGUUCCUCUUCACUGACACACAGAUCGUGGUGGAGGAGUUCCUAGAGGACAUUAACAACAUGUUGAACAGUGGAGAGGUGCCCAACCUGUUUGAGAAGGAUGAUCUAGAGCAGGUCCUGGCUGCCACACGGCCCAGAGCCAAGGAGGCCGGCAUCAACGAGGGAAACCGAGACGAGGUGUUCCAGUUCUUCAUCUCUCGGGUCAGAGAGAAGCUGCACAUUGUGUUGUGUAUGAGUCCUGUAGGAGAUGCCUUCAGGUCCCGCUGUCGUAUGUUCCCCUCUCUGGUCAACUGCUGCACCAUCGACUGGUUUGUACAGUGGCCCCGUGAGGCCCUCCUCUCCGUGUCCCAGACCUUCUUCCAGAACGUGGAGUUUGGCAGUGAGGAGAUGAAGGAUCGUUUCAGUGAGAUGUGUGUGGAGAUCCACGUCAGUGUGACAGACAUGGCCGAGAGGUUCUACUCGGAGCUGAGACGACGCUACUACACUACCCCCACCUCUUACCUGGAACUGAUUAACCUCUACCUGGCCAUGCUGGGAGAGAAGAGACAGCAACUAGUGGCUGCUCGUGACAGGGUAAAGAAUGGUCUGACUAAGCUGUUGGAGACCAACGUGUUGGUGGAUAAGAUGAAGAUAGACCUGUCAGCUCUGGAGCCUGUCCUCAAACAAAAGUCUAUAGACGUCAACGCCCUCAUGGGAAAACUAGCUGUGGACCAGGAGAGCGCCGACAAGGUGCGUAAAGUGGUGAAGGAGGACGAGGCACUAGCCAAGGUGAAGGCUGAGGACACCCAGGCCAUAGCAGCAGAUGCCCAGAGGGAUCUAGACGAGGCUCUGCCCGCUCUGGAAGGUGCCAACAAGGCCCUGGACUCACUGGACAAGGCAGACAUCUCAGAGAUCAGGGUCUUCACCAAACCACCUGACAUGGUCAUGACUGUCAUGGAGGCCGUCUGCAUCCUGCUGGGCAGCAAACCUGACUGGUCCAGUGCCAAGCAGGUGCUGGGUGACUCCUACUUCCUCAGGAAGCUGAUGGAAUAUGACAAGGAAAACAUUAAGCCCCAGAUCCUCCAGAAGCUUCAGAAGUACGUGAACAACCCGGACUUUGUCCCUGAGAAGGUGGAAAAGGUGUCCAAAGCCUGCAAGUCCAUGUGUAUGUGGGUCCGGGCCAUGGACCUCUACUCCAGAGUCCUCAAGGAGGUCGGACCCAAGAAAGAAAGACUGGCCGCCGCACAGAUGGAGCUGAACGCUACCAUGGCAACCCUGAAGGAGAAGCAGGCCCAGCUACAGGAAGUACAGAACAAGAUUAAAAUCCUCCAGGACCAGUUUGACCAGAGCAUCGCAGAGAAGGAGGGUCUGGCUAAGACCAUGGCUCUGACCGAGGCGAGGCUGGGCCGUGCAGGGAAGCUGACAGCAGCUCUGGGGGAUGAGCAGGUUCGCUGGCAGGAGAGCAUUGAACUGUUUGAACAGGAGAUCCAUAACGUGGUGGGAAACGUCUUCAUCGCUGCAGCCUGCGUGGCGUACUACGGAGCCUUCACAAUGCACUAUAGACAACUGCUGAUAGACCAGUGGAUUGUGCGAUGCCAGGAGUUGAGCAUCCCCAUCAGUGCCAGCUUCAGCCUCAUCAACAUCCUGGGCGACCCCUAUGAGAUCCGCCUGUGGAACGCCGAGGGGUUGCCCCGGGACACCGUUUCCACUGAGAAUGGAAUCCUGGUUACCCGUGGACGCCGCUGGCCACUCAUGAUCGACCCUCAGGAUCAGGCCAACCGUUGGAUCCGUUCCAAGGAGACCAAGAACGGUCUGAAGGUGAUCAAGCUGACCGACUCUGGUUUCCUGCGAACCCUGGAGAACGCCAUCCGCAUGGGCAUGCCCGUACUGCUGGAGGAGCUGAAGGAGACUGUGGACCCGGCUCUGGAGCCCAUCCUGCUGAAGCAGACGUUUGUGGCGGGCGGCCGCACCCUCAUCCGCCUCGGAGACUCCGACAUUGACUACAACAAGAAAUUCAGGUUCUACAUGACCACCAAGAUGGCCAACCCCCACUACCUGCCUGAGGUGUGUAUCAAAGUGACCAUCAUCAACUUCACUGUGACCAAGUCUGGUCUGGAAGACCAGCUUCUCAGUGACGUGGUUCGUCUGGAGCGUCCUGACCUGGAGGAACAGAGGAACCAGCUGAUUGUGAGGAUCAACGCCGACCGCAACCAGCUGAAGGCCAUCGAGGACCGCAUCCUCAAACUGCUCUUCAACUCCAAGGGAAACAUCCUGGACAACGAGGAGCUGGUGCAGACCCUGCAGGAGUCAAAGGUGACGUCAGAGGCCAUUAAGCAUCGUUUGGAGGAGGCUGAGGCGACAGAGCUGAUGAUCAACGCGGCCAGGGAGCGCUACCGGCCCGUGGCCACACGAGGCUCCGUCAUGUACUUUGUCAUCGCCAGCCUCUCUGAGAUAGACCCCAUGUACCAGUUCUCCCUCAAGUACUUCAAACAGCUCUUUAACUCCACCAUAGAGAUAUCAGAGAAGAGCAGUGUUCUGGAGGAGCGCCUGCAGAUCCUCCUGGACCAGACCCUGCUCACCAGCUACACCAACGUAUCCCGCGGCCUGUUUGAGCAGCACAAGACCAUCUACAGCUUCAUGCUUUGUGUGGACAUCAUGCGCCAGCAUGGCGAGGUCUCUGACGCAGAGUGGCAGCACUUCCUGCGAGGAGCGCCCCCCCUUGACAAGGAUCAUCCAGAGAGCCCUGACGUGCCAUGGCUAUCAGAGUUUACCUGGCAGACAUGCUGUGAGCUGGAGGAUACUCUGCCCUGCUUCAACGGCAUCAAGAGAGAGUUCACCGCCACACCCAUCUCUAUAAAACUAGGUCGUCUGGAAGUGUGUUUCAACCCAGAGAACUGGCAGGGCUACGUGUCUGACUCCCAGUUGCCUCCCUACUCAGAGGAGAUGUCUGAAGAAGAGAAGGAGCAGGCAGACGGGGUCAGGGGUCACUGGGAUCAGAGACUGGGGGCCUUCCAGAAACUGGUGCUCAUCAAGAGCUUCAUGGAGGAGAAGGUGGUGUUUGCGGUGACAGAGUUUGUGAUCGUGAGCCUGGGGAAACAGUUUGUAGAGAACCCUCCUGUUGACCUGGCCACUCUCUACAGUGACAUGUCUCCCUCCACCCCCCUGGUCUUCAUCCUCAGUACCGGAUCAGACCCCAUGGGAGCCUUCCAACGCUUCGCCAAGGAGAGGGGAUACCUGGACAGGGUGAGGUCUAUCUCUCUGGGUCAGGGUCAGGGUCCUAUAGCUGAGAAGAUGAUUCUGGAAGCUCUGAAGAGUGGCAACUGGAUCUUCCUCCAGAACUGUCACCUGGCUGUGUCCUGGAUGUUAGCCAUGGAGGAACUUAUCAAGACCUUCACUGAGCCGGACACGGUGAUCCAUGAGAACUUCAGGUUGUUCCUGAGCUCCAUGCCCACCAAGGUGUUCCCUGUCACCGUCCUCCAAAACUCUGUCAAGGUGACCAACGAGCCUCCUAAGGGUCUACGUGCCAACGUGCGCCGGGCGUUCACUGAGAUCACCAACAACUUCUUUGAGGAGCACAUCCUGGGACGCCAGUGGAGGAAGAUCAUCUUUGGAGUCUGCUUCUUCCACGCCGUCAUACAGGAGAGGAAGAAGUUUGGUCCUCUGGGCUGGAACAUCCGUUAUGAGUUCAACGACAGCGACAGAGAGUGUGCCCUGCUCAACCAGAACCUCUACUGUCAGACUGGUCACAUACCCUGGGAUGCUCUCAUCUACAUCACUGGGGAGAUAACCUACGGAGGCAGGGUGACUGAUGCCUGGGACCAGCGCUGUCUCCGCACCAUCCUCAAACGGUUCUUCUCUCCUGUCACCCUGGACCCAGGGUACACCUUCUCCACCUCAGGUGUCUACUUUGCCCCCGAGGCAGACAGACUGAGUGACUAUAACAGGUACAUAGAGAACCUUCCUCUCAUAGACGACCCUGAGAUCUUUGGUAUGCACGAGAACGCCAACCUCGCCUUCCAGCGUCUGGAGACUAUGACCCUGAUCAACACCAUCCUGGAGGUACAGCCUCGCUCGUCAGCCCGCGGCGGGGGCAAGAGCAACGAUGAGAUCGUCCACGAGCUGGCCGACUCCAUCCUCGCCAAGAUCCCGGAGUGUCUGGAUAUGGAUGAGGCAGCGGAGGCUCUGUUUAUUCGUGACGCUAACGGACGCCUCAACUCCCUCACCACCGUCCUCGGACAGGAAGUAGACCGCUUUAACAACCUGCUGCGGGUCCUCAGGGUGUCUCUGUGUACCCUCCAGAAGGCUAUAGCAGGGCUGGUGGUGAUGUCAGAGGAGAUGGAGAGGAUCUACACCAGUUUCCUCAACAACCAGGUUCCAAACCACUGGAGCACCUCAGCCUACCCCUCCCUCAAACCCCUGGCCAGCUGGGUUAAAGACCUGGCCCUCAGGACCUGCUUCAUAGAGAACUGGAUCACACGGGGUCAGCCCAAAUCCUUCUGGAUCUCUGGACUAUUCUUCCCUCAGGGCUUCCUCACUGGGGCGCUACAGAACCACGCCAGGACCUAUAACCUCCCCAUCGACGAGCUCAACUUCCGUUUCAACGUGUUGCCGGUCUACCUAGACCAGGGGGCCGUGAGCGAGGCGCUGAAGACCCUACCGGCUGGGGGCGAGCUGGACAUGGACUCUGAGCUACCCACCAUCAACGACGGCGUGCUGGUGCACGGGAUGUUCAUGGACGCCAGUCGCUGGGACGACGUCAACAUGGUGAUCGAGGAUGCGUUGCCGCGGGUGAUGAACGCCAUGCUUCCCGUGGUGCACUUCGAACCCCAGCAGAACUAUGACCCUGAUCCGUCUCUCUACCAGGCUCCGCUGUACAAGACCUCAGCUAGGGCUGGGACUUUGUCUACUACAGGCCACUCUACUAACUUUGUGGUGACGGUGAUGCUGCCGUCCAGCCUGCCUAGUGACUACUGGAUCACCAAGGCCUCAGCCCUGCUCUGUCAGCUCAACGAGUAGUGACCCACCCACACACACCCACACACCGCUGUACUUCUGCACCUUCAAUACCAGCAGCACUGGUGAAGCCCAUUCUCUGUGGACUCUUGUUUUCUGGAAACCACUGACUGUUUGUAAUGUCUGUAUUGAGAAGUAUUCUACUGUGGACUCUGUUCCUGCUAAUCAGGGGGAUUAUUUAUAUGGGGCCCAAAAUGCCAUUCUUUUAUUUUCCGAGUUGCUUUGAUUAAAUACCAUGUAGCAGU
Salvelinus namaycush (lake trout) is the source of this 11099-nucleotide messenger RNA. RefSeq names its product dynein, axonemal, heavy chain 6 (gene dnah6). The transcript has 72 exons. NCBI's taxonomy places the organism in Eukaryota, Metazoa, Chordata, Actinopteri, Salmoniformes, Salmonidae. Gene Ontology annotation, biological process: microtubule-based movement. Gene Ontology annotation, cellular component: dynein complex. Gene Ontology annotation, molecular function: dynein intermediate chain binding; dynein light intermediate chain binding; ATP binding. The coding region runs from base 1 to 10857 and encodes 3618 amino acids. The record is from RefSeq and is a predicted model, not a curated record.